This is a messenger RNA of Salvia hispanica, 1886 nucleotides long. Its product is annotated as cytochrome P450 78A5-like. The record is from RefSeq and is a predicted model, not a curated record. Gene Ontology annotation, molecular function: iron ion binding; heme binding; monooxygenase activity. NCBI's taxonomy places the organism in Eukaryota, Viridiplantae, Streptophyta, Magnoliopsida, Lamiales, Lamiaceae.
CCCUCUUUACAUUUCCCCCCUCUCUUUUCUCACACAUCAAAACCCAAAAAAAUGUGGCUAGACUACACUUUCCUCUUCACUCCAUCAACAACACUCUCCCUCUUCUUCCUCCUCUUCGCCGCCGUCUUCGGCCUCUGGCUCACCCCAGGCGGCCUCGCAUGGGCCCUAUACCGGGCCCAAUCCCGGCCCACCUCCUCCAUUCCCGGCCCAUCGGGCCUCCCCCUCCUCGGCCUCGCCCUCUCCUUCACCCACCCCCUCACCCACCGCGCCCUCGCCCGCCUCUCCAACACCUUCAAAUCCAAACCCCUGAUGGCCUUCUCCGUCGGCCUCACGCGCUUCGUCAUCUCCAGCGACCGCGACACCGCCAAGCAGAUCCUCUGCAGCUCGGCCUUCGCGGACCGGCCCGUCAAGGAGUCGGCCCGGCUGCUCAUGUUCGACCGGGCCAUGGGGUUCGCCCCCUACGGGGACUACUGGAGGAGCCUGCGGAGGAUCUCCGCAGCGCACCUCUUUGGCCCGAGGCGGGUGGCCCGCCUCGGGCGCGUGAGGGGGGAGUUAGCAGGCUGGGUGGCGGCUGAGGCGGCGGCGGAGAUGGAGAGAGAGGGGGAGGUGAGAGUGAGGAGGGUUUUGCACUUGGCUUCUUUGAAUAAUGUGAUGAUGAGUGUGUUUGGGAAAAGGUAUGAUUUUGGAGAGAAUGGGGAAGGGUUGGAGUUGGAGGGUUUGGUUAGGGAAGGGUAUGAGUUGCUUAGUGUGUUUAAUUGGAGUGAUCAUUUUGCAUACGUGGGGCUUUUUGAUUGGCAGAGGAUCAGAAAGAGGAGUUUUCGGUUGGUCGAAAAGGUUAAUGUUUUUGUCGGAAAAAUUGUGGAGAAGCAUAGGGUUAAAAGGGCUAAUCAAGUGGGAUUUGGGGGUGAUGAUGAUGAUGAUGAUUUUGUUGAUGUUUUGCUUGAUUUGGAGAAGGAGACCAAACUAUCUGAUUCGGACAUGAUUGCAGUUCUUUGGGAAAUGAUCUUUAGAGGGACUGAUACUGUGGCAAUCCUAUUAGAAUGGAUUCUUGCAAGAAUGAUUCUUCAUCCUGAAAUUCAAGCCAAGGCACAAAAUGAGAUAGACAAUGCAAUUGGGCUCAACACAACGGUGGCUGAUUCCGACCUCCCAAACCUACCUUACAUCCAAGCCAUAGUGAAGGAGACCCUUAGGUUGCACCCCCCGGGCCCCCUCCUCUCAUGGGCCCGCCUCGCCAUCCACGACACCCAAGUGGGCCCCCACUUUGUGCCCGCAGGCACGACCGCCAUGGUCAACAUGUGGGCCAUCACUCACGACGAGGGAGUAUGGCCUGAGCCCGAAAGGUUCAGGCCUGAGAGGUUCCUGGAGGAUGACGUUGCCAUCAUGGGAUCCGAUCUCAGGCUUGCACCAUUCGGGUCCGGGAGGAGGGUGUGCCCCGGUAAGUCAAUGGGCCUUGCCACGGUCCAACUCUGGCUAGCCCACUUGCUUCAUAAGUUCAAGUGGACUGCUUGUCCUAGUGGUGGAGUGGAUUUAUCGGAAUGUCUGAAAUUGUCCAUGGAAAUGAAGCAACCACUAGUUUGCAAAGCUAUUCCCAGGAUAUCUUGAAGACAAUCAAGGCUUCCAAGAUUUGAUUUCUUGCCAUGAUUUUCGAGUUCUGUAUGGAGGAGGAGAUCAAGAGUGUUCAUAUAAGCCUAACUUAAAAUAAUGAUAAUUAUUAGAUGGAGUAUUAUGCAACCAGGUAGACGUUUGUAGUUUAUUGUAUUAGGUAUUUGUUUGAUCUAUUAAUAUCCUAAGAAGUGUGAGCUAGUAUGUUUAGUUGUUAUCACAUUAAGAAUCUUUAAAUAUUGUGUGCCUUUUUUCAGUAUAUUUAUGAACUAUUCUUACCUAAA